Messenger RNA from Monodelphis domestica (gray short-tailed opossum), 2598 nucleotides. RefSeq names its product protein kinase C and casein kinase substrate in neurons 3 (gene PACSIN3). Gene Ontology annotation, biological process: plasma membrane tubulation; regulation of endocytosis; cytoskeleton organization. The record is from RefSeq and is a predicted model, not a curated record. Gene Ontology annotation, molecular function: phospholipid binding; protein binding. NCBI's taxonomy places the organism in Eukaryota, Metazoa, Chordata, Mammalia, Didelphimorphia, Didelphidae. Gene Ontology annotation, cellular component: endosome; plasma membrane; cytoplasm.
ACGUAGUCAGAGGCAGAGCUGUACAGCGCCAGCAACAGCUCUCCUCGGCAUUUGGGAGCCGCAUCAUUCGGCUAUUUUAAGCCUACGCCGCCCCCUCCCCAUCUCCCCUUUCCGCCACCCCUGUGUCCCACACACGCCUCGGGGAGUGAAGAUAAAUCGAUCGUGCGCGGGCAAAGGGGAGAACAUUUUGGCCCCUUCUCUUCCCGGGCUCCCGAGCGCCCUUUGACGCCCCUGGACGCACUUUCCUGGGGGCGAGAUAACGGGGCUGCCAACCUGCAGGUCGAGAAUCCUCUCUGUAUCUGGGGCUCCUGGAAGGGGUGCCCAGCAGAGCAGGGGAGACGGGACUAAAGGCGUCCAGAGGCAGGGGGGCUGGGGCGCGCCGGGCAGCCCGGCCAGUGCCAGGCAGUUCCCGUAGCAAAGGGUCACACCUUGUCUGGAGGAAAGAACCAGGGCCCGGUGGGGGUGGGGGGCUGCUGAGCAGGUGGGGACAGCUCAGCCUCGGAACAUUCCGGCAUCAGUUCAGGGGCUAUAAAUAGCAGGCAGGCUAUGCAAAACCUCCUCCGGGACUAAAGGGAGGGAAGGGGAGACUCGCGGAGGUGCGAGCCCGGAAACUUGCAGGGUGGUAAGGAGGGGCCGGGGCUCCAGCGUGCCUUCGGAGGGACAGCCAAGGACUGCGGACCAGGGAGCGGCAGCCUGACCAUCCCCUGCCCCUGGGGGUCCCGCCCUUGGCACAGGGAGUUUGUAGAGCGGCCGUGGGGGAGUUGGGCCCUCUGGUCAGGGCCCGCCCUGCCAUCUAAUCCCUCGCCAGAGCGUGUGACCGCUGGCAUUCCCCUGGCUGGAAUCUGGCCCUUUGGACAGCAGCUGCUGUGGAGCGGGCCCUGCCCCUGACUGCUCGUCCUCUCUGCCCCUUCCCUCUGCGCUUCUCAGAUAAGGAGGGGACGACGGCCGAGCUUGGAGCCACAGCUUCGAAGGCCCCGGUUCCCAUCUUGAGGCCCCAGCUGCCCGGGAAGCCGCCACCAUUCCGUGCUGUGGUGACACGAUGGCUCCGGAGGACGACGCGGCCGGGGAGAUCCCUGGGGGCAGUUUCUGGGAGGCUGGGAACUAUAAACGGACGGUCCAGCGCGUGGAGGACGGCCACCGGCUCUGCGGGGACCUGGUCGGCUGUUUUCAGGAGCGAGCCCGGAUCGAGAAGGCUUAUGCCCAGCAGCUGGCUGACUGGGCCCGCAAGUGGAGAGGGGCUGUGGAGAAGGGGCCCCAGUACGGCACUCUGGAGAAGGCCUGGCACGCCUUCCUGACGGCGGCAGAGAGGCUGAGCGCCUUGCACCUAGAGGUACGAGACAAGCUGCAUGGAGAGGACAGUGACCGGGUUCGAGCCUGGCAGCGGGAAGCCUUCCACCGGCCUGUCCUGGGAGGCUUCCGAGAGAGUCGGGCGGCAGAAGACGGCUUCCGAAAAGCCCAGAAGCCCUGGGUGAAGAGGCUGAAGGAGGCGGAGGCCUCCAAGAAGAGCUACCACUCGGCCCGGAAGGAGGAGAAAACGGCGCAGACCCGGGAGAGCCACGCGAGGGCCGACAAUUCUGUGUCCCAGGACCAGCUGCGGAAGUUACAAGAGCGGGUGGAGCGUUGCGCCAAGGAGGCCGAGAAGACAAAAGUGCAGUAUGAGCAGACGCUGGCGGAGCUUCACCGCUACACCCCCCGCUACAUGGAGGACAUGGAGCAAGUGUUCGAGGGCUGCCAGACAGCGGAGAGGCAGCGCCUUCUCUUCUUCAAAGACAUGCUGCUGACUUUCCACCAGCAUCUCGACCUCUCUGCCAAUGACAGGUUCCAGCAGCUCCACCGGGACUUGCACCAGGGCAUCCUGGCUGCCAACGACGAGGAGGACCUACGCUGGUGGCGCAGCACCCACGGGCCGGGCAUGGCCAUGAACUGGCCGCAGUUUGAGGAGUGGUCUCUGGACACUCAGCGGACAAUCAGCCGGAAGGAGAAGGGCAGCCGGAACCCAGAUGAAGUGACGUUGACCAGCAUCGUGCCCACGAGGGAUGGCUCUUUGCCCCCCCAGCAGUCCCCAGCAACCUCAGGGAAUGGGCAGGAUGAAGAGUGGUCAGACGACGAGAGUCCCCGGAGGGGUGCCAUGGGGAUCCGGGUGCGGGCGCUGUAUGAUUACGCAGGCCAGGAAGCGGAUGAGCUGAGUUUCAGAGCAGGUGAGGAGCUGCUAAAGAUGAGCGACGAAGAUGAACAGGGCUGGUGCCAGGGCCAGCUACAGAGUGGGCGCAUUGGCCUGUACCCUGCGAACUAUGUGGAGUGUGUCGGGGCCUGAUGGCAGUCUCUGCCCACCCUGGGUCAGAGCUCAGCCACCCCCCCCCCCCCCCAUGGCCAGCUAGGGGGGCAGCUCCUGAAGCCCCAGAUCACCGUCUCUCUCCUGUGUCCGGGAGCUGCGGAGCCCUGGUGGGAAGGGGGAGACUGCGGGAGGGAAGGGUCCCAACCUGGAGCUGAGCCACCCCGGGCCCAGGGGGGGGUGGGGUAGUUCUGGUGGCGUGGCCUUCCUCCCCUUUAACUAUGGCUUGUUCCUAAUGUGCAUUAAACCUGAGAAAAGACAACUGA